CCUCCCUCAGUGGUACUUUUUCCCUCCAGACCAACAAACCUUGACCUCCAAAACCUGACCAAACGACCUCUUCAUAAUACCAUUUCUUCUUGAUACCCAUUUCGCCUUGUUCAAUCCAUCAAAUCUUCAGUCAAAAUGGCACCCGCUGUCGGUAUCGACUUGGGAACCACCUACUCUUGCGUUGGUAUUUUCCGCGAUGACCGGUGCGAGAUCAUUAGCAAUGACCAGGGAAACCGGACCACACCGUCAUUCGUGGCCUUCACGGAUACCGAGCGUCUGAUCGGAGAUGCCGCCAAGAACCAGGUCGCCAUGAACCCGGCGAACACGGUCUUUGAUGCCAAGCGUCUCAUUGGCCGCAAGUUCAGCGAUGCCGAGGUUCAGGCAGACAUGAAGCACUUCCCCUUCAAGAUCAUUGACCGGGGCGGCAAGCCCAUCAUCGAGGUUGAGUUCAAGGGCGAGAACAAGACCUUCACUCCCGAAGAGAUCUCCUCCAUGGUCCUGACCAAGAUGAGGGAGACUGCUGAGGCUUACCUUGGUGGCACCGUCAACAACGCUGUUGUCACUGUCCCGGCCUACUUCAACGACUCUCAGCGCCAGGCUACCAAGGAUGCUGGCCUUAUCGCCGGCCUCAACGUGCUCCGCAUUAUCAACGAGCCCACCGCUGCUGCCAUUGCCUACGGUCUUGACAAGAAGAUCGAGGGCGAGCGCAACGUCCUCAUCUUCGACUUGGGUGGCGGUACCUUCGAUGUUUCGCUCCUGACCAUUGAGGAGGGCAUCUUCGAGGUCAAGUCCACUGCCGGUGACACUCACUUGGGCGGUGAGGACUUCGACAACCGUCUGGUCAACCACUUUGUCAACGAGUUCAAGCGCAAGCACAAGAAGGAUCUCUCCAGCAAUGCCCGUGCUCUGCGUCGUCUCCGCACUGCUUGCGAGCGUGCCAAGCGCACCCUCUCCUCGUCCGCCCAGACCUCUAUUGAGAUUGAUUCCUUGUAUGAGGGUAUCGAUUUCUACACCUCCAUCACCCGUGCCCGCUUCGAGGAGCUGUGCCAGGACCUCUUCCGGUCCACCCUCCAGCCCGUCGACCGUGUCCUUACCGAUGCGAAGAUCGACAAGUCCCUGGUCCAUGAGAUUGUUCUCGUCGGCGGUUCCACCCGUAUCCCCCGCAUCCAGAAGCUCAUCAGCGACUACUUCAACGGCAAGGAGCCCAACAAGUCCAUCAACCCCGACGAGGCUGUUGCGUACGGUGCUGCCGUCCAGGCUGCCAUCCUCUCGGGUGACACCUCGUCCAAGUCGACCAACGAGAUCCUGCUUCUCGACGUUGCACCGCUUUCUCUCGGUAUCGAGACUGCUGGUGGUAUGAUGACCAAGCUCAUUCCCCGCAACACCACCAUCCCCACCAAGAAGUCUGAGGUCUUCUCCACUUUCUCCGACAACCAGCCUGGCGUGCUUAUCCAGGUCUACGAGGGUGAGCGCCAGCGCACCAAGGACAACAACCUGCUCGGCAAGUUCGAGCUUACUGGCAUCCCGCCUGCUCCCCGUGGUGUCCCCCAGAUUGAGGUCACCUUCGAUCUUGAUGCCAACGGAAUCAUGAACGUCUCCGCUCUCGAGAAGGGCACCGGAAAGACCAACCAGAUUGUCAUUACCAACGACAAGGGUCGUCUUUCCAAGGAGGAGAUUGAGCGCAUGCUUUCCGAGGCCGAGAAGUUCAAGGAGGAGGACGAGGCCGAGGCCCGCCGUGUUUCUGCCAAGAACGGCCUCGAGUCGUACGCCUACUCGCUCCGCAACACCCUGCAGGACUCCAAGGUCGACGAGAAGCUCGAUGCCGGAGACAAGGAGAAGCUCAAGACCGAGAUCGACAAAAUCGUCAACUGGCUCGACGAGAACCAGCAGGCCACUCGCGAGGAGUACGAGGAUCACCAGAAGGAGCUGGAGGGCGUUGCCAACCCCAUCAUGAUGAAGUUCUACGGCAGCGCUGGCGGUGCUGGCGGUAUGCCCGGUGGCAUGCCCGGUGGCGCCCCAGGCGGCUUCCCCGGUGCCGGUGGCCCUGGUGGCGCCACCCACGACGACGGCCCGACCGUCGAGGAAGUCGACUAAGGUGUCACGCCUAUUUCGGUUUGCAUUUCGCGCUCUAGAUUGGAACCUUGGAAUCCGCGUUCGAUGAGUGGCGGUAUCCACUCAGGUAAUGCAAAGGGUGGUUUAGGAAUUUCGGCAUCACAGGGCUAGAUUUGCGUUCUCUCUUACGACCUCACGAUAAAGGGGAAAAAGUAUGGGUGGCCUGCAUGGCUUGUAUUCUAACCGCGAUUCCCAGUUUUCCGCUGAUCAAUAAAGUUCAUAAAAAAAAUCCUCGGCCUUGCUUCAUUCAUCGUGCAUGGUGAUAUGCCCUCUUGUAGUAUUUAUUGUAUGCUUGGUUCGCUGUCGGAACUGUCUUGAUUUGAAUACAACUAACUGUCUUAAAAAC
Molecule: messenger RNA, 2458 nt
Organism: Phialemonium atrogriseum
Lineage: Eukaryota; Fungi; Ascomycota; Sordariomycetes; Cephalothecales; Cephalothecaceae
Product: Hsp70 chaperone
Exons: 2
Coding region: 136-2094 (652 amino acids)
Cellular component (GO): cytosol; nucleus; plasma membrane
Molecular function (GO): ATP-dependent protein folding chaperone; ATP binding
Source: RefSeq, a predicted model, not a curated record